This is a messenger RNA of Pangasianodon hypophthalmus (striped catfish), 5542 nucleotides long. It is a transcript of the gene kcnk4a, whose product is annotated as potassium channel, subfamily K, member 4a. The transcript is spliced from 9 exons. The record is from RefSeq and is a predicted model, not a curated record. NCBI's taxonomy places the organism in Eukaryota, Metazoa, Chordata, Actinopteri, Siluriformes, Pangasiidae. Gene Ontology annotation, cellular component: membrane. Bases 3171 to 4787 code for a protein of 538 amino acids. Gene Ontology annotation, molecular function: potassium ion leak channel activity. Gene Ontology annotation, biological process: stabilization of membrane potential; potassium ion transmembrane transport.
AGUCAAAUGUAUUUGGAAAAACUCACUCAGUGGUAAAGACACUGAAUGGUACUCUGCGUAUGGGAAGUGGAUCCAGAUCCUUUAUGUUCACAUUGCGAUGUUAAGUUGAUAUUUUGGCAGUCGGUUAUUUCUGGCUAAGUAUUAAAGACAUAACAUCUUUGAAUGUUGAAGAGGUCCCUUUUCCCUGACGCACAGGUCUGUUUCCCAGUGAAGCUUUAACAAUAAGUCAUUUUGAUGUACCACGGGUCUCAAACUGCACUGCUUAGCUUGGGCUGUCAGUAGUGAGUCUUUAGCUGAAAAUACAACUCUAAUGAGCCAGCAGUCAAGCCUUGGAGGCGACAGUGAACUUUCUGAGGAAUCUGAGUAAGAGAAUGGGCAAAUAUGAUGAAAAAGAUUCAAUCAACUGAUUAACUUAAAAUGACUUUCCUUCCUCUAGCAAACAUUCUCAUGAGACCAUGGGUUUUUUUUUCCCCAAGACCAUGCCAGAAUUAUUGCCAUCCCUAACAAAUAUUGCUCAGAUUGCUGUCUUUGAUCAUUUCCUUGAGGUAUACUGUAAAUAUAAGGUUGCUCACCUGUAAAAUCCCUCUCUCAAAUAAAAAAAGACCUAUCAACACAAAGGAGGCUGAUGGUUAUUGACCUUGAUAGUAAGUCUGGUAAUGGAUAUACACUAUAUUACCAAAAGUAUUCGGUCACCUGCCUUGACUCAAAUAUGAACUUAAGUGCCAUCCCAUUCCUAACCCAUAGGGUUCAAUAUGAUGUCGGUCCACCUUUUGCAGCUAUUACAGCUUCAACUCUUCUGGGAAGGCUGUCCACAAGGUUGAGGAGUGUGUUUAUAGGAAUUUUUGACCAUUCUUCCAAAAGCGCAUUGGUGAGGUCACACACUGAUGUUGGUCGAGAAGGCCUGGCUCUCAGUCUCCGCUCUAAUUCAUCCCAAAGGUGUUCUAUCGGGUUCAGGUCAGGACUCUGUGCAGGCCAGUCAAGUUCAUCCACACCAGACUCUGUCAUCCAUGUCUUUAUGGACCUUGCUUUGUGCACUGGUGCACAGUCAUGUUGGAAGAGGAAGGGGCCCGCUCCAAACUGUUCCCACAAGGUUGGGAGCAUGGAAUUGUCCAAAAUGUUUUGGUAUCCUGAAGCAUUCAAAGUUCCUUUCACUAAGGGGCCAAGCCCAACUCCUGAAAAACAACCCCACACCAUAAUUCCUCCUCCACCAAAUUUCACACUCGGCACAAUGCAGUCCGAAAUGUACCGUUCUCCUGGCAACCUCCAAACCCAGACUCGUCAGAUUGCCAGAUGGAAAAGCGUGAUUCAUCACUCCAGAGAACGCGUCUCCACUGCUCUAGAGUCCAGUGGCGGCGUGCUUUACACCACUGCAUCCGACGCUUUGCAUUGCACUUGGUGAUGUGUGGCUUGGAUGCAGCUGCUCGGCCAUGGAAACCCAUUCCAUGAAGCUCUCUGCGUACUGUACUUGGGCUAAUCUGAAGGUCACGUGAAGUUUGGAGCUCUGUAGCAAUUGACUGUAAAGAAAGUCGACGACCUCUUUGCACUAUGCGCUUCAGCAUCCGCUGACCCCUCUCCAUCAGUUUACGUGGCCUACCACUUCGUGGCUGAGUUGCUGUUGUUCCCAAACUCUUCCAUUUUGUUAUGAUAAAGCUGACAGUUGACUGUGGAAUAUUUAGGAGCGAGGAAAUUUCACGACUGGAUUUGUUGCACAGGUGGCAUCCUAUGACAGUUCCACGCUGGAAUUCACUGAGCUCCUGAGAGCCGCCCAUUCUUUCACAAAUGUUUGUAAAAACAGUCUGCAUGCCUAAGUGCUUGAUUUUAUACACCUGUGGCCAGGCCAAGUGAUUAGGACAUCAUUUGGAUGGGUGACCGAAUACUUUUGGUAAUAUAGUGUAUGUUUCAAAUCAGAGUUGCAAAACUUGUUUUGCAGAAAACAAGUAGGUUUCAAGUCCUAAAUUUUGAGUUAUAAUUAAGUCAGAAUGUAUUCCUUACCAAAUUAAUUCAUUAGUUAUAAAAUUGGGGGGAAAAACUACAUUUACAGGUAAUUGUACCACUUGGAAAAAUGCUGUGCUAAAAUAAAACUACACUACAUAAUCCACAUGAUGGUUAAUUUAAAAAUAUCGGUCAUUGCAUGUUAUUCAUUUUAUAUACUAUAUACUUUUGCUCAUUUUCAUUAAGGCUGCCAGUUCUUUAGUUGAUUGUAUACCGAAUUUGAAAAUCUUUCAGAGUUGAAUGAGAUGUGUGCAGUAUAUCUCAGAAUGCUUGGAUUAUCUUGGUUUAUGCUUUGAUGAUCUUUAAAAACAUCCGUAUUUUUAAAAGGUGCCAAUAAAACAGGUCAUAAAUCUGUUGGUAUUACUCAGUUUCCGACUAGCCAUGAGAGCAUUUUCCGUUGGUUUGUUUUUGGUGAAAGAUGACAAUAAAUCAAACCUUUCUACAGAAGACAAACAUCACUUGAGAGGCUAAUGGUUGGAAUAUGCCAAUCUUGAAAUGAUUAUGUAUGCAGUAUGGGACAUUAAAUGUCUGCAAAGAUGAACAAGGUGAAGAGCUUGAAGCUAGAAAUAGAGAGCCAACUGUGGGUCAUGAAAAUGGUUUAGAAAUAUGAGAUGGAUUUGGAUAAACAGGCAAGACUUAUUUAUGUGCUAUGUGUCCUUGAUGCUAUCCUUUUCCUAUCUCCCCCUCUCUAUCCCCCCCCCUUCUCCAGGAGCUCUCUGAUCUCUGUCCUCGCUCUGUUUUCUUUCUAAUGUCCUCUGUUCUUUCUCCUCUCUGGUGCUGGCAGGCUGAUGUAAAGGCCUGGGAAUGGGGAAACACCCGGUGAGUGUUUGCACACAAUUGCUCUAGUUUAUUGCAGAGAGGGAACUCCUGACCGUCACUCCCUGGAAUAUUACAGUUUGUAUCUUUACUUUUCACUAAAGACAAGGUUUCCGUAAUCAAGGCUGAAUGUGCAGAAGAGAGUACGACAACAGACUUCUGUAAUGGAUGAGGACAAGACUGGCACCUGGGAUGACAGGACAGUGUCAUAGGUUUUGUUUGUGACAUUGUUAGGCAGAACAGACAGCUAUUAGCAGGCACAUUUCUGUUGCAGUUAGUUGAUGUGGACCUGACCAAACAUACGCAGUGCUCCUGAAUUAACACUCUGAACCUCCUGGCCAAAUCCCGGAGGAGGCUGAACCAUGCGCUGCUCGACACUGCUGACAAUCCUUGCAGCCGUGCUGCUGUAUCUGGUGAUAGGAGCGUUGGUGUUCGGCUGGUUGGAGGCUCCCAAAGAAGAAGAGGUUCAUGACCAGCUGCUUAAAUCUCGACAAACAUUCCUGCACAAGCACAACUGUGUUCAAGAGAGCAGCCUCAGUGAGUUCACUCAGCAAGUGAUUGGUGCGAUUGAGGCUGGUGUAGAUGCCAGAAGCACUUCUAAUUUCACCAGCAGAUGGGAUCUAGCCAAUGCCUUCUUCUUCUGUGGGACCAUCAUCACCACCAUAGGUUUUGGAAACCUCUCCCCGAAGACAGAGGGAGGCCAGCUGUUUUGUAUAUUCUAUGCCCUGGUGGGGAUCCCCAUGUUUGGCAUCCUGUUAGCUGGAGUCGGAGAUCAUCUGGGCACCAUGCUCAGGAGGGCAGUUGCAAAGAUAGAGGCUCUGUUCCGGCAGAAGAAGGUGAGCCACACCAGCGUACGGGUCAUAUCUGCAGUGUUCUCCAUUCUGAUUGGCUGCUUGAUCUUCAUUGCCUUACCCACCGUGGUGUUUCAGGAAGUGGAAAACUGGACGCUUCUGGAGGCAGGAUACUUUGUAGUAAUCACACUGACAACUGUGGGCUUUGGUGACUAUGUAGCAGAGAACCGGAGAAAUGGCAAUCCUAUAUACAAGCCCCUGGUGUGGUUGUGGAUUGUGUUUGGCUUGGCCUACUUUGCCUCCAUCCUCACUAUGAUAGGCAACUGGCUCCGAAUGCUCUCCAAGAAAACCAGGGCAGAGAUGGAGGAGUUAAGAGCACAUGCUACAGAUUGGACCCAGAAUAUCCAGAACAUGUCUAUGGACUUUCGCAUCCCUGUCCCUCUGGACCUUAACGAUCCUUUCCAGCUCCAGCGUAGGCGCAGAAGGAAGCGCCGCCGUGGUUCCCACCAUCGGCACCCAAGGCUUGCUGUGGAUGGACUUCCUCAUAGAGUUUCUUUGGAGGCUAAUUCCAUCAGGGAAAAUGGCCAUCUGUUUGUGAAUUGGCCUGGUUCUCGGUAUAACAGUGCAUCAGACACCAGAUUAUAUACGAGUUAUGAGAAGAGACCUGGAUCAGGCUUGACAUCAGGACAAAUCUCAAGGCCUAUCUCACGCUCUGAAUUGAGGUCUGCUUCCAAGCCUGGAUCAGGAUCCACAUCCAGAUCAGUUUCAGGAUCAGACUCCAGAUCCGAGACGCCAUCAGAAUCCUGGUCCCAGUCAGAUUGGAACUCGCAGGGGUCUGGGUCAGGAGCUGAGCCCGAGAAAAAGCAGGCAAGCGAAAAUGAUAUCCCUGUUGUUUUGAUCGGAAGCUGUGCGAGUCUUCCAACUCCUUCUCCUGCUCCUUCUCCUCCCCCUGGGCCCUCUCUCCUGGACUUCUUUGGUGAGAACUUGGCCUACAUUGACGAGUCAUCGGACACACUAAGUGACCGCGUCAAAGUGUCUGGAGCCGGAUCAAACCGGCCUCGCAGGCCCAAGAAAAGAAGCGUGAGAAGACAGCUUCCAUGCACGGGUCCUUUAGGACUACUGAAAGCAUGCAGCAGUGAACUUCAUCCUCCAUCACAUCCGCCAACACCUCCGCCACUAAAAGACUGAAGACCCCAAUCUCUGCAGGAAAUGUGAAACUUGAGUUUUUCACCCCAAGCUUAGCACAGCAUACAGAAAUAUGUGGGUAGCCACAAAAUAAUCUGAGUUAAUUUACAAAGAAACAGUGUUUUCAUAGAAAAGUGCUAUCCCUGUAGCUUGUCUGAAAAAAAUGUUAACAAGCAUACAUGAGUUCAGUGUUUGAUACUUUAUACUCUCACCCACUGGUUGAAUUGCAGGGGUCUUAGGGGUUGUGGUUGAUUAUGAUGGCAGAGGAUUUGGGAAUAUAGCCAUUAUAUAGCCUACACAUUGUAUAAAGCCUACAAAAAAGGUCAACUCUAGAACGCUUAAGAGGUCUUCAGCUGUCCCUCUGGGGAAACCCUUCUAUGUAGAUCUCUACAAGUGAGGGCUUCCCUGUCAGAAAGAGUUCCAAGCUAGAACCUUUUUGGAAGCUAAGAAUACCUUGAAGAAACUUUGGGAAAAAAAACUUUUUUUUUUUAAAGUGUACAGUAAUGUUCAGCUUAGGAAGCAUGUUUUUUUCCCCCCAAAUGUCAUUAAAUGCCUGGAAAUGUCUUCUUUACCAAGAAAAACGCUAAAGCCAGUCUUACCGUGGAAGGCAUCAAAAAUGUCUUUAUGCAUAAAAAAACCAAACCCCACAUAAAGCAGUUUGCUGUUGAUCUAUUAAACCUAUAAUUGUAUUAUAAUUGUAUUAACAACUUAUUUAAUGGGGCUGCAGUUAUAUAUGAAAAUAAUCCCCAAGAGUCUAA